Molecule: messenger RNA, 2694 nt
Organism: Macadamia integrifolia
Lineage: Eukaryota; Viridiplantae; Streptophyta; Magnoliopsida; Proteales; Proteaceae
Exons: 18
Coding region: 1-2694 (897 amino acids)
Source: RefSeq, a predicted model, not a curated record
AUGGCUAAGAUGAAUUGUCAUGGUAGUUUAGGCUUGAAAACCAUCAUAUUUUUGUGGGUAGCAAAUUUUUUUGUUUCUACCUGCAUUAUUACGGAGGGAAGACAUAUAUCAAAAGAAGAUUACUUGAAGGCAAAACGAUCAGUGAAGUGUUCCCGUCGUCCUACCAUUAAAAGCAUUCAUCUUGAAGAUGGAGAUAUCUAUGAUUGUGUGCUCAUAGAAAAACAACUUGCUUUUGAACAUCCUGCUCUUAAGAACCAUAUAAUUCAGUUGAAGCCAACUUCGAUCCCACAGUUUGUGAAGAAUGAUAAAAGUUCAAACCAUACUCAUCCAUAUAUAGGACUCAAAGGUGGAGUGGGCUCCGGUCCGGUAACAGCGUCUGGAGAAUUUUGUGGAACCAAAGGAUUACUUAAUGUAUGGAAUCCCAGAGUCAAGGCUGCUGACCAAUUUAGCCUUUCUCAAUUAUGGGUUACCAAUGGGGGUAAUGAGACCAUUGAAGCAGGAUGGCAUGUUUAUCCACAGUUGUUUGGUGGUGACAAUAGAACUAGGCUCUUUGUAUAUUGGACGAACGAUUAUUAUCAACAUACUGGGUGCUACAAUCUUGUUUGCCCUGGUUUUGUGCAAGUGAGCACUAAAGUACCAGUUGGUGUUGCAUUGGAACAAGUUUCCACUUAUCAAGGAAAUCAAUAUGGAAUGGAUAUCACUGUAGUCAAGCUUGAGGAUGGGGAUAUCUAUGAUUGUGUGCCCAUAGAAAAAGAACUUGCUUUUGAGCAUCCUGCUCUUAAGAACCAUACAAUUCAGAUGAAGCCAACUUCUAUCCCUGAUUUUGUGAAAAAGGAUGAAAGUUCAAACCAUACUCGUCCAUAUAUAGGACUCAAAGGUGGAGGAUGUCCAGUUGGAUCAGUUCCAGUUCGAAGGCUUCAAAUUGAAGACAUUUUAAGAUCUCCUUCAGUUAAAUCUUUUGGAAGGAAAAAUUCUGUUAUCUGGGCUGCGGUAGAAGCGUCUGGAGAAUUUUAUGGAACCAGAGGAUCACUUAAUAUAUGGAAUCCAAGUGUCAAGUCUGCUGGCCAAUUUAGCCUUUCUCAGUUAUGGGUUAUCAAUGGGGAUAAUGAGAUCAUUGAAGCAGGAUGGCAUACUGACAAUUAUGAUAAGACUGGGUGCUACAAUACUUUGUGCCCUGGUUUUGUGCAAGUGAGCACUAAAGUAGCAGUUGGUGUUACUUUGGAUCAAGUUUCCACUUACCACGGACAUGAAUAUGAAAUGGAACUCACUGUCGUCAAGGAUGCAAAGACAAAGAAUUGGUGGAUAUACUAUUCGAAAGAACCUGUAGGUUAUUGGCCAAGCAGUUUGUACAAAGGUUUAGGAAGCGGUGCAGCAAAUGCGGUUAACUGGGGAGGUGAAGCUUUGAGCCCAAACACCAAAGGACAAUGGCCUCCAAUGGGUAGCAGUCAUUUCCCCCUUACAAAUGGAGAUAACAUUGGUAAAAGUUGUUUCAUUUCGAACAUCCAAAUUUCCAAGAAAGACUCCUCCUGGGAUAAUUAUCCUCUUAAUGCUACGGUGUAUCAAGAUGCACCUCGUUGUUCUAUUCUGGAGGGAAGGCAUAUAUCAAAAGAAGACUACUUGGAGGCAAAACGGUUAAUGAAGCGUUCCCGUCGUUCUAGCAUUAAGAGCAUUCAUCUUGAGGAUGGAGAUAUCUAUGAUUGUGUGCCCAUAGAAAAACAACUUGCUUUUGAACAUCCUGCUCUUAAGAACCAUACAAUUCAGUUGAAGCCAACUUCUAUCCCAGAGUUUGUGAAGAAUGAUAAAAGUUCAAACCAUACUCGUCCAUAUAUAGGGCUCAAAGAUGGAGGAUGUCCAAUUGGAUUAGUUCCUGUUCGAAGGCUUCAAAUUGAAGAAAUAUUAAGUUCCCCUUCACUUAAAUCUUUUGGAAGGAAAGAUUCAGCUAUCCCAUCAGAACAUCGUUGGGCUGUGGUGAGAGCAUCUGGAGAUUUUUAUGGAACCAGUGGAGUCUUUAAUGUGUGGAAUCCGAUUGUCAAGGCUGCUAACGAAUUUAGCCUUUCUCAGUUAUGGGUUAUCAAUGGAGGGGUUGAGACAAUUGAAGCAGGAUGGCAUGUUUAUCCACAAUUGUUUGGUGGUGACAAUAGAACUAGGUUUUUUGUUUAUUGGACGAGCGAUACUUAUAAAAGUACUGGGUGCUAUAAUCUUAUUUGCCCUGGUUUUGUGCAAGUGAGCACUAAAACACCAGUUGGUCUUUUGGUGGAUCCAGUUUCCACUCUUCAAGGAAACAAAUAUGAUUUUAGUCUCCGUGUCGAAAAGGACGCAAAGACAAGCAAUUGGUGGAUAUACUAUCAGGAUGAAGCUGUAGGUUAUUGGCCUAGCAGUCUGUACAAAGGUUUAGGGAGCGGUGGAGCAACUAGGGUUGACUGGGGAGGUGAAGUUGCGAACCCAAAUACCAAUGUGGAGUGGCCUCCAAUGGGUAGUGGUAAUUUCCCUGAUAAAAAUGGAGCAAACUAUGCUAACAGUUGUUACAUUUCGAACCUCUCGAUUUUCCAGAAAGACUCGACUUGGGAUGAGUAUCCUCUUAGUCCUGAAUUAUUUAUAAGUAAAUCUGAGUGCUAUAACAUAGUUGAUUACGGAUGGAUUGAUACUCAACGUAGAAGAGUUAUCUCAUAUGGUGGACCUGGUGGUUCAUGUUAA